AAUGGCACCUAUUUACCGUGCAUUAUAUAAGCUUAGUAAAAUGUGACGCGAUCAAUUUAUCAGGUCGUCGAUGAGGCUUAGUUCUGUCGGGCAUAAAUUUUAAUCAUGCAUAAGGCUGUCAUCAUCAUAACGAAUAUAUACAUUCUACGACCAUAAAAGCGGGAUAAUCGUGAACUUGCGCAUUCACAGAAAUAAACGAGUAUCGGUAUCAGUGUUAGUGCCUAGGCUAGUCAAUGCGUUUGUGUAAAUGGCGAUUUGUAGUUCAAUUAAUCUCAACUAAAGAUAGAUGUUCAGCACUUCACUGUGAAUGGAGGCAGCGGCUUGAAGAGACCAUAUAUUAUAGUACGGCUUAUUGAGGCGAGUAAAAACAGUUGUGAGAAAGUGUAUUACGCUAGAAGCGCAUUAGAUUACUUCAGAUGUUCUUGUCAACUGAGACCGAAUUGAUGAACCAUCUAAUACGUACCUGUGUGACGGUGGGAACGGAUUCAGAUUAAAGUUACGAAAAUAAUGGUUUUCAAAAUAUGCGACAAACUGUUACUAUUAAUAGAUAAAAAGAAUGUAUCGGCUUUGUUAAUACAGCAAGAAACUAAUUUUAAAACUCACGUUAGAAGGUGGUGAUUGUCUCAUUUUCGAAUUUGCGAGUAGCCGCUGGCUUUGCUUAAUUCAGUACUCUUAUGAUAUGUAUGUGCUGACUGUAGCGCCGAUUGUCGCAUUUUCCAAAGCUUUCCAUUAGAAUCAUCAUCAAUAGCGGCAGCUAGCUUAGUCAAUCAGUUAAUCGAGUCGUGAAUAUGCGUAUUGAAAUUACAAGGAAACUGUUCAUAAAUUGAAUCUCUUACAAGCGCCAAUGUUAAAUAUUUUUUGAGUAUUCUAUUUUUUAGCUAGAUCUGAUGCUAACAGGUUGCUGUCGAGAAUCUCGAAAGGGCCAAGCGAACUGACCAUUAAUCGAAUUGAGAAUUAAUUAUCGCGCACCUACGGGAAGCAUCCACACACUCAGGAUAUCUAUAAAAUCAUUUGCGAUUAUUGUUUUACCCGGAAUGAUUUUAAGUCAGUAUUACAUGCGGACAGAUCAAAUGCCAAUACUGGCCCAAUCAAAACUUUUCUUUUCCUACGCAUUAACGUGAACAGCGUGGACUAAUCUUGUGUGGCAUAAGUACACAUGUAAGCGGCUAGAUAUGUUUUAAAAGGUAGUACCCGGUGAUCAUGAUGGUGAAUAAAGUAUUUUUCCUUUUUUUCGCUCGCUGCCUGGUAGUAUAUAUGCAGACGUAUCUCUUGUAGUGCAAGUGCCCUAUUCUCUGGGCCGAGUUUGACUAUCUAUGCAAGUCCGCAAUAGCGGUUAGCACUCGUGAGUUUUAGAACAAAUUCAAGAUAUGGAAAGAGGCAGUUCUGUUUCCAUGCUCUAAACUUUCAAUUACCUGAAGUAAAAUUUACUAAUACUAAUACAAACAAAAUAAUUAAUAAUUUAUUAAUAUGGUAAAUUACUAGAGGAUAAGCAUGAGAUUUUAUCAAGCGUAUUACAUUACCUUGGUUGAUAUAUAACGUAGUUUAUCUCCCUGGCAGAUUGAGUUAUUUGCGACACGAAGACACUUUAGUGUCACCGUCAAUACAGCCAGAACACCUUUCAUUAUAGAAACGUUAUUCCUAUGUUCAGAACAGAAGAUGGAUGACUGGAUGAACAAUUUUCUACAAUGUUGGAAGCUUUGGCGAGUGCCAUACCCCAAGUUUUUCACUAUGAUGCGCGGUAUGGAGGAGGAAUCUGCUAUGAUACCGGGAAACGAAUUGGUGGACGAAGAUGGUCUCGCAAUGGCUUUGCCCUUUUCAAAGCCCCUUGAAUUUGAAGAGAUGCAAUUUGUCUGUGAUGUAUACGUCAUGUGCCGCGAAGGCCUUCUUGAUCAGCUGACUUCGCGUGUAGCUCAAGCAAGCACGCAAGUGGGAAAAACGCGUGUGCGUGAGCUACUAAAUCGCAGAUACCAGGACGAGACACAAUUGUGUGCGCCUUUACUUGUUGCUGCAAAAGAAGGCCAUGUUGAAAUAUGCGAUCUUCUUAUAUACGAGUACCACGUCGAUAUGGAGACGGAAGGCACAAUUGUGUUUGACGGCUACAAAAUCGAUGGUGCAACUCCAUUAUGGUGUGCUGCGGGGGGCAACCAUAUGACUAUUGUGAUGAUGCUGAUCAAAUGUGGAGCCGAUGUUAACCACGCCACAGGAAGCCGAUCAACACCGCUAAGGGCAGCCUGUUUUGAUGGCAAAGUUGAGAUGGUUAAGUUGCUGCUUGACCAUAAGGCGGAUUACAAUAUUGCCAAUAAGUUUGAAAACACGUGCCUCAUGAUCGCAGCGUACAAGGGCCACAAGGAAGUGGUAACAUGUUUACUUGAACAUGGAGCACCAGUAAAUGCCCGUGCACUUUGCGGCAAUACGGCGUUGCAGUUCGCUGCUGAACAUGGCUACGUCGAAAUUAUUUCGGAGCUGAUACGUUUUGGAGCGUCGGUACACACUGUCAACAAAAACGCAAUGACCCCCAUUAUCACUGCUGCUGAGAGAACACAGCCUGAGGCAGUCGAAUUCUUCGUGGCCCAUCCUGACUACAGUCGUGAAACAAAAAUUGAUGCGCUUGAGCUCUUAGGUGCAUCAUUUGCAAAUGAUAAAGACAACUAUGACCUUGAACGAUGCUAUCAUUACUUGAGAUUGGCUAUGAAGUGGCGUUACGGAGAUCCAGAUCGUGUACUUCCCAAGGUGCUCCCACCGCCCGUACCAGCAUAUGAAAACCGCGUCGAAUGUCGCUCACUAGAAGAACUACAGCAGAUUAAAUAUAACGCCAAUGCACUGCAAAUGGAAAGCCUUGCUAUACGUGAGCGAAUCCUUGGGCCACUUAAUCCCGAAGUACCGCAUCCAGUAACAUUUCGAGGCGCUGUUUUCGCAGAUUCUGCAAAUUUCGAGCGUUGUCUGGAGCUUUGGUUACACGCGCUUUCACUAAAAGAGCGCAGUGGAGCGUGUGUUGUACGAGACCUACUCCGAUUUGCGCAAGUGUUCUGUCAAAUGUUGCACGUUGGGGUCCAGGUUUCCGUGGACGUUCUCAUUACAGUUAUGCGAACAACCGUCACUUACUUGGAACACUUGGCUGAAAAGGAACAGAAGGAAAAAGACGGGACCGGCAACCGUCCGAAGGGUGCGGAUGAACAUGAAAUUGUAUUGACAUCCCUCUAUCUGCUCGUAGUCGUUUCGAAAUUAAGCAAGCGGUGUCGUCCAGAAGCGAGUCACACACUUUGUACGUUGGUCUAUCGGAUGACUAGGAGUCGAUGUGCUACCAACAAUGGCAAUACGUUACUACACUUGGCAGUCGACAGUCGGACACCAGUCAAUGACUUUCACACUCGGAAUCUCUGUCACUUCCCCUGCGCGAACACGGCUAAACUUUUAAUGGAGUGUGGAGGAGACGUGAACGCCAUAAACGAGCAGGGAGAUACGCCACUCCAUCUAAUCGUUGCGUAUUCAAAACCCAUCACAGAUUUCUUCACGCUGCACUCCAUUAUAUCUGCUCUUAUUGAGCGGGGUGCACACACUGAUGUUGUUAAUUAUAAAGGUCAGACCCCGCAGGAUGCUGCGACGACAGGUGUAGCUGAGCUGGUGUUGCGCGCACAAUCUGAAAUUAGCCUCAAGUGCAUUGCCGCCAAAGCAGUUCACAAGCACGGGGUUCACUACAAGGGUCGAGUCCCUCGUGAGUUAACGUCCUUCAUUGAGAUGCAUGGCCAACGGACCAAUAAACCACGCGCUGGGGUGGAAUAAACGGCACAUCGUAACAACGCUUAAAUGACGAAAACCAAUCAGUUACCACUAACAAUGAAUAAUUAUUAUAAUAUGUGUGCACCUGGUUUAUGAUAUGCUAUGAUAUAGGUUCGUGUCGGUUUCAAGCGGGGUCGCGCCACAAGAGUAAGCUCAGCACGUUCUUUCACGUGUCACGAAGAUUUGAAACUGUCUGGUGGGUCUUGUCUGCUCCUCGAUGGCCAGAAGUAACGGCAAAUGCAUCAAUGACAAUUAUGACGACGUAGUGUUGUUGUACGAAUCCAUUAUUGAAUCACUAAGCUCUUGUACGGCUAGAUAGAAUGGCUUGCUGCUGUACUUGGCAAGUUACACAUUUUCGACUCGCUUUCGGGGCAGGCCACGUAAUUUAGUGGGGAUAUACAUCUUGUUUUGGAAAUUAGCGCUAUCAUGGUCACGUGAUAGAUUGAUGCCGAUAUUCACUUGCAUUGUAUGCCCACCCCAAUAUUUGCUGUUUAUCGUGCAUACUGCUUCAGGGCAGAAUGAAAAAAGGCGGUUGACCCACUGGCAUCAUGCACUCCGGACGUUCUUUAAUGCGUUCUCAGUAAAAAUAAACGAUGUUGUUCUAGACAGUUAACCCCUCACAGUGUUUGUGAGGGCGUGAAAACAGAGAGAAAGGGAGAGAGAAUAAUGACGGGCACUUUAACGACGUAUGUACAUGGUAUAUAUAUUUAUUACGGCUAAAAAUAUAUUUGUCGAGCUGCAGGGGAUGCGGUGGGCAGCACACGUUCCAGCUCUGCGAGAAGACCAUCAGAACGGCUACUCAAGUUCAAGGCAAUGUCCACUUUAAAUUGUUCGUGUCACCGACCGAUUUGGCUCAAAGGUUAAUGAUGGCCUUGGUAAAGACCCACGAAAGCCACUUCUAUUAGUUUCUACCGACGACCUUCUGCCUAAGUUGGGGGCAGACAUUUGUUAGAUAACAACUACUACUACUAUCAAUAAUUUGUGAUGAAUUUAUUUUCGAACUGAAACGAAACCUCAUCUCUUGCCGCCAGAGUUUCCAGCUUCUACGAAGACAUUCGAUGAAUGAAUGUUACUACUUUUCAUCAAUGUCUUUAGGUGCACAUAUAACCGAACGUUUCUUUUGCUAUGAGUGUAUAAUUACAAUGUUGUUAACUUCCCUAAGAACUUUUGUCUAAACAAGGUUAAGAAAUAUUAUAUAUGGGAAAGUUAUGUUAAGCCGGCAUGUCGCUGAAUAUAAUGAAUAGAGGAGGAUUCACUCAUUGGGGGCAACUUCGAUAAACUGAACCUAUUCAAAGUGAGCUUGGAGAGGAUAAAGUCAAGCAACGAAGCAAGCAUAUGUAACAGGCUGUUUUUCGUUUGAAGCGAUCUCUUAGCUAUGUUAGUUGCAAAUCAAUGUUUCAAUUACUAUUAGUGAAUGAAUAAUAGGCCGUAAUAAUUUCAUAUUGAUCAGAUUUAUUAGGACAUUACAUAUGUAACCUCUUACUGUACGAUGAAUAUAUAUUUAUAUAUAUAUUUUUUUUGCUCGUUAGAGCGCUGAUGACUUGGCGGCGGAUUGAAUGGCUGCUCAACAAUGAGGGCAGG
Varroa destructor (honeybee mite) is the source of this 5358-nucleotide messenger RNA. RefSeq names its product protein fem-1 homolog B-like. NCBI's taxonomy places the organism in Eukaryota, Metazoa, Arthropoda, Arachnida, Mesostigmata, Varroidae. The record is from RefSeq and is a predicted model, not a curated record. Gene Ontology annotation, molecular function: protein binding.